CAGCAAACUUCACUCAGCAAAGACCUUUUUUGCUACAGGUGGAGGAACGUGAAGUUGUUGACAUGAAGCUGGGGCUGUUGGUGGUGUUGGCAGUGGUGGUUCUGCUGCCCAGUCUGUCCGAGGGCCGGAUUGUCUCCAGGUGCGAGCUGAGAGAAAAGCUUGACCAGGCACUCAUCCUGCCUAAAAGGCUUCAAAGGUUCAAGGAGAAAAUCCUGAAAAUAGUUAUCUGUGAGGCAAAUAGGAGGUCCCGUCUGAACACUGGCCUGGUCAGGGUCUUUGGCAAGCGCAGAACUACAACAACAGCCAGGCCAACAACUGCAGUCACAACUACCACAACAACUACCCAACCAACAACUACCACAACAACUACCACAGCAACAACCACCCAACCAACAACUACCCAACCAACGACUACCCAACCAACGACUACCACAACAACUACCACAGCAACAACCACCCAACCAACAACCACCCAACCAACGACUACCCAACCAACGACUACCACAACAACUACCACACUACACAACCAAUGA
This is a messenger RNA of Epinephelus moara (kelp grouper), 533 nucleotides long. RefSeq names its product salivary glue protein Sgs-3-like. The record is from RefSeq and is a predicted model, not a curated record. Lineage: Eukaryota; Metazoa; Chordata; Actinopteri; Perciformes; Serranidae. The transcript is spliced from 4 exons. Bases 63 to 533 code for a protein of 156 amino acids.